ACUGUUUUCACGAAGCUACGUGAAUAAAUGUUUAAAAACGAAUACGCUCCCUGAUGUGUGAAAUAAAAUCUGCCAAGCUUUGCAUUACCGGGAAACAUCGCUAGGAAACACGUACGGCACCGCACGGAUAUGUGUCAGAUUGGUGUUCGUACCAGGCGUUCAGCAACCGAGCUCACACGCACACCAACGCGAUGAAAGCAGGCAAGAAAGAGACAUUCUGUCAUUAGAGCCAAGCGAAAAAACACUCGCGUUGUUCGAGGCGAAGGCAAGUUUGGUGGAACAAUAUAUUCGCAUCCGGAACCGUUUGUUGGUGGUCAAAAGCAAUCGAAUGGUGAACAAUUGGUGACGCGACUACGAUCGGCGUAUAAUAUUGUGCAGAGGUAAUUGCUGUGCUGUCCCACAAUUGUUGCCAUAUAGUGCUGCCGAACUAACUAGAACGAGAGUCGUACGUGCGUACAUGUGCGGUGUGGUGUGCAGGUGUGAGCGAGAUCGCACCUGGUUGUCCCCGUAGGAAGGGAAGAAGGAAGAAGCAGUAUAGUAUGAUUGUGUGAGCGAAACGAUCAGAAAGGCCAUCCAGUCAGGAAAGCAGGCAGGCAGGCUGGCGGUAGUGGUGUGUUGGUGUGUGCCGUGCAAGAGGCAGAUAGAGAAGGCCCAAAAAAGCGAAAGCACCAAAACGCCGUGCAGCAAAUCACGAUUUCUCUCGAUACGCGCUUACGAAAAUCGGACUACCGCUGGUGCCGGCUUGCGUACCGGGAAGUACACUUUUAAUCGUUUCUGAUAAGCGAUUGCAAAUCGUACCAUUGGUCCCGUGCGUGGUGGAUGAUAGUGCAUGGCAUUUCUCGUGCACGAGACGUAUUUGGUUCCAUUCAUCGGCGGCUUACUUGGACUACGAGAGUGAGUGACUGUGUGUGUGUGCAAGCGAGCACGGAGCUUCAGCGUGUACGUGUAGUGGUGUAGCAUGACAGCAGCGUAUAGGAAGCGCGAAGAAGAACACACAACGUAAACGAGACUCUCGCGACAACGACGUUCCGUGCAAGAAGCAGAAGUGAUGAUUAUUCGAUAAAAGCAAUCGAAAUAGAAGAGAGCAAAAGAAAAGAAAAAAGAAAGAAACGGAAAAAAGUGUACAAGGGUGAUGAUUACGAGGAGCAGUGGAACGAGAAUUGCGUUCUCGGUUUGCGCUGUGUGACCGCCCGUUUGUUUGGUGUGUGAUCCUUUUUGGCGGCAGCCUUUGCAUCGCCUGUGUAAAUUCGGCUUUUCUCGCACGAACGCAACAGAGUGCGGCCGAGAGAGCGGCCAACUACUCGCAACACACGCACGCAUCAUCAUCAUCAUCAUCAUCGCCAUCAGCGGGAUAAGGGAACGCGUACCGUCAACAUUCUUCCCCGCGGCGCGUACACAUACCCCUCGUGCGGUACAUAAUUGUUUUGAUGGAAGGAAAUCGAGCGACAAAUCGCGCUCGGUGCGACACCCGCACUGGAAUUCAGACAAUUCCUUCCAUGUUGUGAUGUUUGUUUUAGUUCGAAAAGAAAAACACAGAAAAUACUCCUCAGGGAGAAAAAAGUGGAACGCUAUUUUUUUUUUGUUUCGUUUGAUUGUGUGUGAUAUUGGCUCCACGCCGAAGAAGUGACCGCGGACGGUCGUAUUGUCCCAUCGAUACACCACCAACUUCUGUGUGCAUGUGUGUGUGUGUGACGCGAAGAAACCAAUGUCGAAGAAGUGUGUAGGAUUUGUCAAACGCAUCAUUAUUUUUUCACAUCGGCCGCAACCUUUCCUGUCCAAAUCGUAAAACAAUCGACCCAUAGCCCGGAAAAUCGCGAUCUUCGGUGGCGCGCCAACAGUGGAAGGAUGCAGCUAUUAUCGGCCCAGCAUCAGCAUCGAACUGCACUGGCGGAAGAUCGAUCUAGAAUAUAUGCCAUGAUCGAUGGCUUGGACUGACUGGGAUAGCCAGUAGAGGCGGACCGGAACGCAGUAGUCCUUGGACCGGGAGAAGAUGACCGGACGCUGUUGGUCCAAGCAACAAAACGUUUCCAAUGGAUACUGCUUCAACACACGGUCAGAAGAUUGGUGCUAUUACUAUUACCCGGCUACUACGGACUGAGUGCCCGGAAGUGUGGUGAAAAGAGGAUGUGAAUCUUUUGUGAAGGCAGCAAAAUAUGAGCAAUAUUUUAGAUAAUAACGUAACGCGUGUUAAACCCGUCGUCGUAUUAUUAGCAUUAGCAGACAUAUUGUCGUCGUGUCGUGUGGAUUAAGCUGGUCGACUCUAUAUGCCGGUAUUGCCGGUUUAGUGCCGUUAGAACGUAUGUCCUCGUGGAAAGUGUGCAUUGAACGAUUGAAGUGUACCGGUGGUGUUAAAUAUCGAUCGAAAGACUGUGUGUGUGUGUGUGUGAGCGAUGGAGCGUGUGAUGAUAAAUGGUCGUCUCCUGUUACGGUGGUUUUGUGGUGCUUAAAUCUCCACAUACGUUUCCACUGACACGGUGUAAAGUGAGUGCAGCAGCAGGAAGAGACAUCGCGGGCAAUCGUAAUUGUAACGAAAACCCCCCAUUAAAAUCCUUUUCGUCGAAGCGCCGCCGACACUACGGACGGAGCACCAGCACACGUGGGACCUGUUUAGCUGUUUAGUAGUAGUCGUAGUAGUAUGACACACAAUCUGGGCAUGGCGUCGUAUCGGCUACCAGGACCCGGACUAUGUCCACCAGAUUUCAAAUCACCCUCGGAAUCGCCCCAGCUGCCGAUAUCCGCGCCGAGCAAUCCGAAGAAGCGAAGGAAAACGUCCAAUGUGGUGAACUCGAACGCGGUAACGUCUCAACCGACGCCGACGCCAUCACCCCAGGACCUGCUACCACCGCCACCGACCGGGUACGGUGACACGAUAGUGGCAUCGAACCCGUUCGAUGAUACGCCACCGCCAACGCCUGCCUCGCACAUGGGCCAUAUGGGUCAUCCGCACGGAGGUGGCCACGGUCCUGGCCCGGGCAUGAUGGGCCACCUGGGCGGUGGUGCAAUGGGGCACGGUGGACCGAUGGGUCCGAUGAACCAUAUGGGACCGAUGCACGGAGGAGGUCAUCAUAUGGGCCCGGGACCGAUGGGCGGUCAUCCGCACGGGCCUCCGCACGGUGGACCGAUGGGAGGACCGGGACCGCACGGUGGUGGUAUGCCACACGGCAUGGGACCCCACGGUAUGGGUCCACACGGACCGGGCCACGGAUCACCACAUCCGGGAAUGGGCCCAGGAGGACCACCGCACGGACCCCCGGGUAUGGGCGGUCCAGGACCGGGUGGACCACAAGGACCGCCGAUGAGGGGCAUGAGCCCGAUGGGUAUGGGCAGCCCGAUGGGUCACCAUCAUCCCGGCAUGCACAUGAACUCCGGCAUGGGUCAGAUGGGUGGUAUGCCGCACGGGAUGCAGCGCGGUGGCAUGAGUCCGAUGGGUCCGGGUAUGGGCCCGGGAGCGCAGAUGGGUGGCCUUAGUCCGAUGGGUGGCGCCAUGAACCAGAGCAUGUCGCCCAUGGGUCCGAUGGGAGGAAUGUCCCCUAUGAGCCAGCAGCAGCAACAACAGCAGCAGCAACAGCAGCAGCAGCAGAUGAACAGCAAAUCCGUGGGCAGUCCGCUGAGUGCCGGAAACAUUGGCAGCCCAAUGAAUUCGGUUCCCGGCAUGGGAUCCCCGCAUGCGGCCGGCGGCGGAGGAGGCGGCGGAGGAAUGUUAGGCAGUCCGAUGAAUACGAGCGGCGGUCACAUGAACAACGGACCGAUGGGUCCGCCAAUGAACAGUCCGCUCGGCAAUGGCCCACCGAACCAUGUGCCACUAGGCCCCAACUCAGCCGGCCACAGUCAAACGCCCCAACCGGUGUCCGCGGCGAACGUGACCGUCGGUGGUCAGACGUCGCCGAACGUGGUGAUGAGCGGCGGACCGGGCGGCAACAGUGGGGUCGGCAUGAACAGUAGUAAUAGUAGGAUGAACUUACCGAACGGUGCAAUGACAAAUCAGCAAUCAGGGAACUUAAAUCAAUUACCUCAUCAACUCGGACCCAUGGGUGCGAAUCAGCAGCAGCAGCAGCAGCAGCAGCAGCAGGGUGGUCCACAAGGUGGGCCGCAGCAGAACAGUAGUCAAGGCCCUAGUAAUCAGGGCCCCGGUGGCAACCAGCAGGGACCCUCGUCGCAGGUUGGUCCACCGGGCAGUCAGUCAUCGCAACAGUCACAACCGCUACAGCCUCAUCCACCGCCACACGGCCAGCAACUGCCAUUGCCCCAACAGUCACCUCACGCGCAACACAAUCCGGGCGGUGGCCCGGGCAGUGGAGGACCCGGCCCUGGCCAGCAACAGCAGCAGCAGCAGCAGCAGCAGCAGCAACAGAUGAACCAAAUGGUUGGCCCGGGCCCGAUGGGUAACAGCAUGGGCGGUGGCGGAGGAAUGGGAAUGGGCCCCGGCGGUCCCGGCGGUGGAGGAGGGCCGGCCAACUCGAUGGGUGGCAUGAACCAUCAUCCGCACCAUCACCACCAUCAUCAUCACGCCGCGGGCAAUCAUCAGCAGGCUGGCAAUCCGCACAUGGGCUCGGGAAUGGGCGCGAACAACAUGCACCACCACAUGGGUGGUGGAGGGGGCGGUGGCGGCGUCGGAGGUCUCAUGCCACCGCACGGAAACAUGCCACCGGGUGCUGGAGGAGGCGGCGGCGUUGGCGGCGGACACCGGCCACCAAUGCACGGAGGAAUGGGUGGCCCGGGCGGCAUGAUGGGUGGACCGCCGAUGGGAGGACCAAUGGGUGGCCAUAUGGGGGGAGGCGGAAUGGGUGGCGGUGGAAUGGUCGGUGGCAGUCCGAUGCAAUCGCCGCACAUGAUGGGCGGCGGUGGACCGAUGGGUGGCGGUGGACCGAUGGGCGGCGGUGGACCAAUGGGCGGCCCGAUGGGUGGCCUAGGGCCGCCGGGAAACGGUCCGAACGGGCCGAACCACCAUCACCACAUGGGCAUGUUCGGACCGAAACCGAUGCCCGUCACCUCCGGCAAGCUGUACCCGCCCGACCAGUCGAAAGUGUUCAACCCGCAGAACCCGAACGCCCCGCCAAUCUAUCCCUGUGGAGGAUGCCAUAAAGAGGUGCACGACAACGACCAAGGCAUUCUGUGUGAAUCGGGUUGCAACUUUUGGUUUCAUCGGACGUGCAGUGGACUGACGGAGGCGGCCUUCAACCUAAUACACGCGGAAGUGUACGCCGAGUGGUGCUGCGACAAGUGUCUCAACUCCAAAAACAUACCGCUGGUCAAGUUCAAACCGUAGUAGAAGCGAGCCCGUAGCUCGACCGGACGCUGCACCAACCAGCGGAGGGCCUGAGCCACGUCACAGCCAGCAAACUACUUAGCAGCAAAACCUACCCGCCCCCAUUGUCUUUGUCCCUUUCCGACCUGACGAACUGAAACCUCAUUUGCUUUUGAAAAGCAGCGCGCGUUAGUUAAGGUGGAUUUUUAGGUGGGAAUACGGGAUCGGGAAUCGGACAUGAUGAUGCACGUCGGUGUGCUGGAGUGAGAAUGUGUGCAAGAACCGGGAGUGUGUGUGUGUGUGUGCGGGUAUCAACUGACUAUUUUUAAAGACUGGACCUAAAGCUGGAUAGGAGAGAUAGGAGAGAUGGACAGUGUGAGAUUUCUUUUCUUUAGAUAACUUAGAGGAUUCUGCGUAAACGAUUUUUAUCCAUUGACGGUGAUCAAUCAUCGAUCGAGACGGUUGUUGCAGGGUGGGUGUGCUCUUUCAAUUCUUGGCGCCUUGUUUUCAAUUUUUGGAUUAUUUUGAAAGUAGACGACGAAACACUGCUUGGGGGUUUCCGAGAUUGGUUUGCUUCGUAUUGAAUAACCCCACGAUACCCGCUUCCGGAUGGCCAAAGUGGGCACUUACACACACACACACGGAGCCACACAUUUUACUCCACGAAUCGAUGUGAUAAUCGUGUGUUUAGGUUGCUGCGCGUUAGGAUAGAUCCCUUAGCUUUGAGUGAGAUUGACAAUUGUACAGAGAAAAAAUACACACACACACACACACAAAACAGACCGAGAGAAUAGUGGAGGGAGGGAGUAAAAGAAACACACACACACACAAAUCGAGUCACAACGAUAGCUCACCCAACACCACCAAGCCUGGUUUUGGAUUGUUGUGCUGUGGUGUAACAGCGUGUACAGAACUAUUUGACUAAUGUAGGUAUAAAGAAAUCGGGGCUCCGGGCUUUAGUUGAAACAGAGAGAAAACAAAACAAACAAAAAAAAAAACCGCUAGCCAAGAGAUUAACAAGUAGUACAGAGAGAAAGAGAGAGAGCGAGAGAGCGAGAGAGAGAGAGAGACGCGCGACGUGUGCUUGUGUGUAAAAAAAGUAAUAAAUGAAAUCAAAAAUGGCCUUCUCAAAUAUAUAUUGCAAAUAUUAUAAAAUGAUUAUACAUAUAAAAUACAUAUAAUUUAACUUGGUAGCUCAGCUUAGGGAAACGAGAGAGAGAGAGAGAGAGAGAGAGACAGACAGAAACAUAUAAGGUUAAGAUGAUAGAACACACCAGCAGCAAGAGAGCAAGAGCAAGAGAAACCCAACCACCAACCAGCCCUUCAGAAACAGACACACAGACAACCACACACACACAUACAGACAGACAGACAGAUAAAUUAGUUAAAGAAGUGCGAACGGAUGUGUGCGCGUGAAUGCAAUGGUGGAAUGGCCGCUCACCGACGUGUGGAUGCAUACUGGCGGCCCCCAAGCAAACAGGACAUCCACGCAGUAUAAAUAGGAUUAAGCUGGCUGGGAGACGGGGAAGCGAGAGAACUGUGUGUGGGGGGCGCGCGCGCGCGAAGAAACGAACUAAAAUUAAAUACGGAAGCCGACGUUUUAACAGCUAAGUUUAAGUAAACAAUAUUUAAAUUAUUUAAUGCAACAA
This is a messenger RNA of Anopheles stephensi (Asian malaria mosquito), 6894 nucleotides long. It is a transcript of the gene pygo, whose product is annotated as protein pygopus. The record is from RefSeq and is a predicted model, not a curated record. The transcript has 3 exons. Bases 2636 to 5266 code for a protein of 876 amino acids. Lineage: Eukaryota; Metazoa; Arthropoda; Insecta; Diptera; Culicidae.